CUCCAUUGCACUCCGCGACCGUCUCGUUUUUAAACACUUGAAAACCUUCUCCCUUUCCUUCACUCAAUUUCGGCUUUUCUCCGAUUCGACAAUGCAGAGGCAGCUGAGUUUGCUUGGUCACGUGCUCAAAUCCAACGGCUCCCGAUUCCCUAGACCGAAUCAAGGGUUUCUUCCUCCGCUGCGUCAGCUGCCGAGAAAUCUCUCGACCGAUGGUGGUACGGAAUCCAAAGAGCCUUCAUUCGAUCCGUUUCUUCAGUCUCCAACCAAAGGUUUGAUCUAUGGAAGGCUGACUGGCAUUGGAAAAAAUACACUGAAGACUGAUGUUAUCCAUUUUUUUGAGGGGUGUGGGUUGACUAUGCAGGAUAUUAAAGUUGAUUACAACAGGACUUAUGCUUCAUUCGGCAUGAUUUUGCAAUUUUCUUCUUGGACAGUCUUUGAUACUGCUACAAGGCUAAUCACAAGAAAAGGUCGUUUGUAUCGGUUAGAAAAGGUAGAUCGUGGGCAGUGGGACCUUCUCAAGUUCUACGAUGGGAAAGUUGUGUUAUUGCAAGGAGUACCUCGUAAUGCCCUACCAGAAGACAUAGAGCGCUUCCUGUCCGGCUGCAAUUUUGAUGCGUCCAGCAUUCAGAUAAUUGUGAGGCCAGGGUUUCCUGAUCCAUCAAGGUUCGCGCUGGUCCACUUUCCAUCACAGAUUGAGGCGAUGAAUGCCUUCCGUGUGAAAAACAGAAGCUUCUGUCUCAAUAAUCCCAUUUUGAUGCGGGUCCUUCAGUAAAUGAAUUCGCCUUUCUGGAUUUUUAUUAGUUGGGCAUUUGCUCAGGGCAGUGGCCUCAAAUCAUGUAUGUUUUUAAGGCCUACCAGUGGGAUCUGAAGGCUUAGUCACAUGCCGAUGCAUGUGAAUGCAAGCAUGGCUGAUUUUAAAAGGUCUCAGCAUCAACUUUUCUUAUUUUGUAGGAAGUGAAGAAGGUUGAUGAUAUUGCUUGUCAUGUGGAAGAUUAGAGUUGA
Molecule: messenger RNA, 1002 nt
Organism: Magnolia sinica
Lineage: Eukaryota; Viridiplantae; Streptophyta; Magnoliopsida; Magnoliales; Magnoliaceae
Exons: 6
Coding region: 92-772 (226 amino acids)
Molecular function (GO): nucleic acid binding
Source: RefSeq, a predicted model, not a curated record